This is a messenger RNA of Nematolebias whitei (Rio pearlfish), 1140 nucleotides long. Its product is annotated as serine/threonine-protein kinase SBK1. Gene Ontology annotation, molecular function: protein serine/threonine kinase activity; ATP binding. Gene Ontology annotation, biological process: peptidyl-serine phosphorylation; peptidyl-threonine phosphorylation. The coding region runs from base 55 to 1053 and encodes 332 amino acids. NCBI's taxonomy places the organism in Eukaryota, Metazoa, Chordata, Actinopteri, Cyprinodontiformes, Rivulidae. The record is from RefSeq and is a predicted model, not a curated record. The transcript is spliced from 4 exons.
UGUUAUUUAGACUCCGGUGACCGCAUCAGAGACAACCUUGUGAAAAAGGACGCGAUGAUUGAGCUGGGUCUGGUUGAGGGGAGCCUGAUCGACGAGCUGAUGGAGUUAACGGCUCAGAGCAUCAACAACCUUGAGAUCCAGGAACAUUUCAAUGUCAUCAAGGAGAUCGGUCGGGGAAAAUAUGGCAAAGUGCUGUUGGUCACGCAUCGCUUCAGGGGGACCCCCAUGGCCUUGAAAGUGAUGCCCAAAGCCUCGACUAAGCUGCAGGGCUUUCUGCGGGAGUACUGCAUCUCCUUACACCUGUCCCAGCACCCCUGCAUCGUGGGCCUCUUUGGCAUUGCCUUCCAGUCCCAAGAGCACUACUGCUUUGCCCAGGAGCUUGUCAUUGGAAGGGAUCUAUUUGCCGUCAUCCAGCCAAAAGUGGGUAUCCCAGAAUCCUCUGUGAAACGUUGUGUUGUCCAGAUCUCGAGUGCUUUGGAGUUCAUCCACAGCCACGGCUUCGUCCACCGGGAUGUGAAGCCUGAGAACAUCCUCCUGCUGGACAGUCAGUGCUGUCAGGUCAAGCUGGCAGACUUUGGUCUUGCUCAGAAGAGGGGCACCUUGAUACGGUUCGUCACAGGAACCUUGCCCUACAUGUCCCCAGAACUUUGCACCGUGGCUCUGCUGGACAACCAGAAAGAAGUGACGGCAGCUCCUCUGAGCGUUGAGCCGAGCCUCGACACCUGGGCCUUCGCCGUGGUCAUCUUCUGCAUCCUCACAGGCUACUUCCCCUGGGAGCACUGCUUGGACUCUGAUAGCUUCUACCAGGAGUUUGCGGACUGGUGCAGAACGAAGCAGAAACCUUACACUGACGAGGACGUUCCUCCUCUGUGGAAAAGGUUCACUCCAGAAGCUAUGGAGAUGUUCGGAAAGCUUCUGGCUCUAGAUGCACAAAAAAGGUGCACAGUGGGAGAGGUGGGUGCGUAUGUGGAGAAAGACUGGCUGAAGAAAGAACAGGAAAACCAGCUGCAGCACAGAAUUGGACAAGAAAAAAAUUAUGCUUCUGGAAAAUAGAAGUGAGGACUUGAAUGGACAGCCUGGGUUGUAAAUCAUCUGCAAGACAAUUGAGUACAGUUAGUGGCAACGGGAGCGUAUGGAUUC